UUCUUUUCAAAUGCUCAAUUUCCAACGUUUACCAUGUUCUGAUGCUCGCCCUGUUCUAGUCCACCCUCUUCUUCAGAAAUCUAAACUUGUUGAACAUUUGGAUAAGAAACUUCAACAGCAACAGAAGGGUUCGGAGGAUGAUGGAAAGGAGAAGUUUUUGGAUCCACUUGGUGCUUCUUCGCCUCUUUCUGUUGAGAUAAAUGCGUCCUUUUCAUCGAAGACUCCCAAUCUAUCAAAAGAGAAGGCAAUCAGUCCUUUGGAUAAUACAUUGUUGACAAAUUCAAAUAUUCAAGAAGAGGAUGAAGAGCUUUGGAAAAGUGAACAAAUGUUGGUUGGAUUUCGUCAUUGGAGGGAAAUUAAGCAAAGAAUUUUGGAUAAGUUUAAAACUGAUGCUCGAUUGACUCUUCAAAAUUCAUUUUUAUAUUUACCUGAAGGGGAACAAAAAUUUGAUUCUUCAAAAUUUGGUCAAAAACAAUUAUUACUUUCUAGUAUUUCAAGUAAAAAUAAGAGACAAAAUUCAAAAGGAGAGUCUUCACAUUCAGUUAAACUUGUUGAACUUACACAAGAAGAGUGGUGUCGAAAAUUGGGAGAAUUACGUGUUAGAUUGAAGGCUUUGUGGAGAGAAGAGAAACGUUUGGAUUGUAUAAAGUUAAUCUCAGAAUUAUUGGGUCAAUUGGGAACAGAUAAAACAGUUUGUUCUGCGCAAUUUUACCCUGCCCAAUUUGUUUAUAUAACCGAUUUACUUGAUUUUUUUGGUCGUUUGGUUUGGUUAAGAUUGCUGCAAUGUGCACAGGAAGAAAGAAGGCAGGCUGGACUUGGUGAUUUGCCUGAAGAAUGGAAUAUUGGCGAUAUUUUAGAAGGAACUCGUCUAAAAGCCAGAAAUUGGUUAGGAAAGAUUAACCAAAUUGUUAAAUUGGUUUCUUCUCGAAUUUAUAUGUUAGCAGCAAUUCUUCCCUGUCAACGUUUCAUGGACCCAUGGCCUCAAGCAGCCCAACAAAAUGCUUUGGAACUUUGUAAUUCAAUUAGUAGUGCAGUCAAACAUCCGUUGGUUUCAAUUUAUUUGCGUUGUUAUUUGUGCCGUGUUUCUAUGCGUAUUCAACCAACAGAUAAAGCGCCACAUUGGAAAUGUUUAAAUGAUUGGUUACAGACUUUCGAUAGCCAACCACCGGUUUUAAAUCUUAUUUUUUUUAAGUUUCGGUUUCCUGAGAUUCCUGCUAAAAAUUAG
Messenger RNA from Meloidogyne enterolobii, 1225 nucleotides. The record is from the annotation of a GenBank genome assembly. Lineage: Eukaryota; Metazoa; Nematoda; Chromadorea; Rhabditida; Meloidogynidae.